CUAUCUCGGUGAUACUAAUAUCUUAAUACUUUUUGAUAUAGUUAGAUUAUUUCACAAUCUCCGCAUGCUUUUCCGCCCUUGGCAGAUUGAAUUAUCUUUUGAGAAUUAUCGGAACAUACUUGCAAUUGGAACUUCAACGCCUUAUCCUUCUCUUUAGAAUUGUACCGACAUACGUUCUCUCUCCGGAUGAUAUUCCGUUGUCGUCGUCGAGGUGAUUCGUGCUAUUUGAUGACUAAUGAUUAUAACUACUGUGUAGGGUAGAUUAAUUUACAAAAGUUAUAUAAUUGACGUUUAUUGCCAUUUAGGUUGUGUUUAUUAUAGUAGUGGAUUAUUAUGUUCAAAACGUGGACCGAGGAUACAGUGGUAGCUGACGACAUCUCUCAGAAAUAUGUUGAAACUGUAUCGUCAACUUUUUUCUUAAUUCGUGAUGAUUGUUAAGUUGGUCAGUUUGAUUUCGGGUUUUUGCUAAAUUAGCAUCCACGUAAUUUGUAAUUGCGGAUUUCGCAGUCCGCUAAACUUUCUCCGUUUUCAGAUUAAUCUAAUUUUUAUGUUUUACGCAGUUGUUAUGCAAUGUUUGCCGAUCCUCGCGCAAAUCUCUGCUUCGUGUAUUAUUGGCUCGCGAGUUUUCGUAGCAGGUGACACGACGAGCUUACCUCUGAAGGGAAUGUUUUCUAUUAUUGAGGCCACUUCAAUCAUAUAAACUGUAUAUUGUUAUGUUGUUUUAAUUGUCAACUAGAGAAUUAAUCUCCUUUUCGUACAAAACUGAUCGUAAGGAAGUUGACCCAACUUUUGCUUUUGUGCAACUAAGUUUGCAAGGUGUCGACAUCGAUUGAAAAUAUCCGAUCACCAGUCCAAUCAAAUUUUCUAUUUAACCGUUGAAAACGCGCGCGUCUUUGAAACCGUUUUAACUAGGAUAUAACACCUAGUUACGCAUACGCGAGAACCGAUGGGAUAAAAAUAAACUUUAAAAUCGACGCACCGCGUGCGUACACCUUUAUGCAGAUGUCUUUUCGAGUUUGAGUGGUCAAAAAAAUUGAGUGCAAAAUAUUCCGGAUUACACUUUGGGGAAAGUUACAAAGUUGCAACACAGUUCGAACUAUGCACGAUGAAUCUAGGAGUUUUAUAUCAAGGUGGUUGCGAAUUGUCGUUGUACGAAGUUAUUUGGAAAGGGAUUCAUUGGUCAGUAGUGCUCAAAAACAGUAUCAAGUCAGUGGAAAAAAUAUACUAGUCGUCGAUCCUGGUCCAAGCCUUGUUUCAAAAAUCUUCUGCCAUAUAUCCGAGGUCUACAGCUUCAAGAAAUAUCACUAUCCAAAAGUAACGCAAAGCGUACUGACGGACGAGAGAUUGAAAGAAGCAAUAAAACAAGCUGCAGAUGAAUCUGUAAAAGAUGAUGGAUGUGACAUGUUGUCAGCUUUGGCAAAGGCAGAGGCAAGAGCCAAGACUAUACUUUUACAAAUGCAGAGCAGUCUCAGCGACGCUCUGUUGAGGCUAACCGCAUGGAUACUCUACAAACUAUUGCCAUGUUUCAUCCAAUCGGCUGUAGUGCAACCGACUCAAAUCGAAAUGCUAAAAAGAGCUAAUGACAGUGGAUUACCUCUUAUAUUUUUACCCUUGCACAGGAGUCAUCUUGAUUACGUCAUGAUUAGCUUUAUACUACUCAGUAACAACGUCAGGAAUCCACUAAUUGCUGCUGGAGAUAAUCUGAAAAUACCAUUCUUUGGGUGGCUACUCAGUGGGUUAGGCGCAUUUUAUAUCAAAAGAAGAAUAGAUCCGAUAUUAGGACGCAAAGAUAUGCUUUAUAGAGCAGUUCUCCAUACCUACCUUGUCGAGAGCUUGAGAGCUGGGCACAAUAUUGAAUUCUUUAUCGAGGGAGGUCGCACGAGAACGGGAAAACCCUGUAUGCCAAAGGUUGGCAUUCUUAGUGUUAUUCUCGACGCUUAUAUGGAUGGAACCAUCGAAGAUGCGUUGAUAGUCCCGGUGUCUAUGAACUACGAACGUCUGGUCGAUGGCAAUUUUGUCAGGGAACAACUAGGCCAGCCAAAAAAAAUGGAAACUUUUGGAACCGCGAUCGGUGCUUUGUGGUCUACGUUAAUGGGCAAUUAUGGAAUAGUUAAGGUCGACUUCAGUCAACCUUUCUCACUCAGGGAGAUGCUCAGAUCUUUUCAAUCGCAGCAAAACAAACUGACGGUUCAGUCGAUAGGGAGACCCUUAAAAUCUACAGUCUCUAGUUCCUCGCUUUACGGGACUGAUGUUGUUGCAGAAGAACAUCGUCAACUGGUCGAUAACAUCGCAAAACACGUUAUACAUGAUUGCGCCAAAUCGACUCCGAUAAUGUCAACUAACGUAGUGGCCUUUUUAUUACUAAAUAAAUUCAGAGAUGGCUGCACUCUGGACAUGCUCGUCGAAUCUUUUGACUCGAGUAGGCAGGAGCUAGAAUGGAGACGGAAAAAUAUUGCCUUCUGCGGCGAAAGCAUCGACAUUAUUAAUCACGCGCUCAGUAUAUUAGGACCUGGCCUAGUCAAACAACAAAGACAAGAAGUUAUAGACACGGUUGAAGGGCAGCCAAUUAGAACCAAAGUUAUUACUGCAAUUAGGCCAGUAUCCAUUCUGCCAAAUGUCAUUGAACUAUCUUAUUACAGCAACAGUAUGCUGUCGCAUUACGUGUUAGACAGUGUUGUGGUUACCGCGCUCUAUGGAAUUCUCCAGACCGAAAUAAGUGACCCUCAGGCGAUAGCGAAUAAUGACAUUACCGUUCAACAAGAUGCUAUUGUUGAAAAGGCUUUGAAAGUUUGUGAUAUUUUAAAGUAUGAAUUUAUUUUCUGCCGACCCUGCCAGAAUCUGGAAAAUGUCAUAAUAGAUACGAUAAACUCUAUGGACAUAAUUACACUGCAAGAAGAGGCAUAUCUGGAAGAGGAACUCUGGAGUAUGAGAUUUGCACAAACCUUCCUCGACAGCUCCGACGAAGAAUACUCGACGAACUAUCGAACAAAACCCAUUGAAUACAAAUUGAAUUUGGACCCUGACUGCUCAAGGCGGAUGGAAUUUCUUCAUACAUUAUUACGCCCGUUCAUAGAUACCUAUACAAUAAGUGCCUUUACUUUACGAAAGCUCGUAGGGAGGUCUCUAACGGAAAAAGAUUUACUCUACGAAGUACUUGGCGAGAUAAAGACGAGUCUAGAUCGUGGAGUAGUGAAUUACGGUGAAAGUCUUUGUGUGGAUCCGAUAAAAAAUUCGUUUAAAUUAUUCGAAAAGUGGGAUGUUUUGGAGUGUCAUCCUCAAGAAAAUGUAAAAAUAUUUUACCUCAAAGAAGAUUACGACAACGAUAAGGCAGCAAACCAAAUAUAUGAAAGUGUCGCAGCUUUUAAGUGGACUAGAAAUAUCGAGUAGCUAAUAAUCGGUACAUUAAAAGUUUAAGACAAAAAAACAAAACAGUAAGGUGAUAUGAUAAGCAUUGUAUAAUUCUAUUAUUCCUCUCUGAUCUAAUAGUUUUACUCUGUCAUUGGAGUUCUGUGUACCUUCAGUGGCUUAUUAAAAUUUUGAUCACCCAUCAAUCGUAAGUGAAUUCUGUUUAUUUUAAUACACUCGUGACGCACAGAUUUUUUUUUCACUCGCGCUUGUGAUUCUUCCAAUCGGAUAAAUGAAUGGAUGCGAUAUCGUUAUCGAUCGAAUAAAAAACUAAAAUGAGAAUUGGAAUCUUUGCAGUGUUAGCGAUUGAGUGGACGGUCUUUUGCACUCCGCUGCGUACUUAAAUUCAAAGACGGAGUCGCAUCGAUUAUCGUAACCAGUCAUUAAUCAUCAUUUGUCUUGUGAUUGUGUAAUGAAAAGCGGACUAAAUAAUAUGCAGGUUAUUAAUUUCCUUAACAAUGGUCAAGGCGGUUAUUUGUUCAGCUUUUAUUUAUUUAUUUCCUUUUUUUUCUAUCAAAGCCCCAGGUUUACUUUAUAAGUAUACCUAAAAUAACAAGAAAUCCGGGAUCACUCGAGUCGCAGGUUGACAAUUAUUAGCGCAAAAAAAAAAAAAAAAACGAUACAAUAUUCAUGAGAAAUGUGGAUUUGCUGAAAUUUCUCUUCCGGCAUCUAGUUGCCUAAAAAUCGUUGCACGAUUCCUGUUUAUUGGGCGUCACGCUGUAGAGUUAAGUAAAUGACUAGAUUGAAUAUUGCUGUUGCUCAAGUUAUAAAUCGUUUAUUAUAGUUAGCAUAAAUAUUUUCAGAUAGCUGAGAUUUUUCAUUAUCCGCUUCACGAGAAUAAAGGGAAUGAAAUUCACUUUCAAUUGGAAGCAAAGAAGAAAGGAGAAGAAAGGGUGAAUGAAUAUCCUCUUUUAUUCCUACAUUGUAUGUAUACACACAAAUGUGUACAUACGAUAUACAUGAGCUUUCUUCUUUUGACUUGGAAACAAGUUUGUUUAUCCACGAAAAGAGUCUAUGUUACAAUAAAUUUUUUUACCGACAAUACGCACAGAUCUGUGAAGUAGAUCGUAAGAAUCUACCUUUAUGCUUCUCACCCUCAUCGUUUAACCAAGUGAAUAUGAUACCGUUUCAAAGUUGAUAGACAGUUUUCCGUCUGAACGAUGAAAUACAAUAUUUUUCAAAGCCGAUUUCUACAAUUGUGAUAAGAUCUGCGAUAUCUGAUGUUAUUGUAUUAUAGUUAGCACGAUAUUACCCCAAUGCACGACUAGCGUUAAUUAUUGAAUAUUAUUAAGGAUAAAGAGAAUAGAGAUAAUUGAAGAAAAAAAAAUUAAAGUCACCAUAUCAUACAUGCCUAUUGAGUAAUUUUGUUAUCAGUGUUUCACGACUUUCAGAAGAAUUGAAUAAAUUUGUUAUCGAAAUAUCAAAUACACCAA
Athalia rosae (coleseed sawfly) is the source of this 4838-nucleotide messenger RNA. It is a transcript of the gene mino, whose product is annotated as glycerol-3-phosphate acyltransferase 1, mitochondrial. The record is from RefSeq and is a predicted model, not a curated record. Gene Ontology annotation, cellular component: mitochondrial membrane. The transcript has 11 exons. NCBI's taxonomy places the organism in Eukaryota, Metazoa, Arthropoda, Insecta, Hymenoptera, Athaliidae. Bases 1099 to 3387 code for a protein of 762 amino acids.